AUGGACAAAGACACACUACCAUAUCUUCCCCCAGAAGUCAUAAUAAGUAUUCUUCUCCGACUUCCAGUAAAAUCCCUAAUGCGAUUUCGAUGUGUGUGCAAAGAGUGGAAGAAUCUCUUCAAAACCCCAUCUUUUGUUGCUGAACACCUCCAUCACUCCACUAAGCAGAAUUCUCUUCUUUUUUAUUGCACUAUCUAUGGUUGUACUUUAAGUUUGCUCAAUCAUGAGAAGCAAGUUCUUGAACUUCAGAAACCUCCUUUCAUUGAUACCUCAAUGGGUUCCUACAGGAUUGUCUAUUCCGACAAUGGCUUGCUCUGUGUCGAACUCAUUAAAUGUAAAACCCUCUUCUUGUGGAAUCCAGCCACUAGAGAGGUCCAUCAGGUUCCCAAAGCUCUUAAACCUUUUGAACACGAGUAUUAUUGUUGUGUAGGAUUUGGGUUCAGCCCAAUUGUUAAUGAUUAUAAGAUAGUGAGAGUUUUUGUUUCUUGGUAUGAUCAAAUGGUUCAUAGAGCUGAAGUGUAUUCAUUAAGCACAGGAUCAUGGAAAGAAGUUGAUGUUGGGAACUUAGAGGACGUGAUUGAUAUCAGUUGUAGUUGUAUCACUUGUAAUGGAUCAAUCUUUUGGUUUGGUUUAAAGGAAGAUGUGGAGAGUGAAAGUGAUGGUUAUUUGAUAGUCUCAUUCGACAUAGCAAUGGAAGAGUUUACAUUGAUACAGAUGCCUACUUUAUCCCCUAAAUCAUCACAUUGCAAUAGUCUUACUUUGUAUGAUAACAAACUUGCUAUGCUUUCCACAAGAUUAAAUGGAAACUCUUGUUCAACCGAUUUGUGGGUGAUGAAGGGAUUGAGUUGGACUAAGACAUAUGAUAUCAAACCCUAUCCCUCCUCUUUACAUCCAGUGGCUAUUUGGAGGAAUCAUAUUAUUUGCACAACUCAUGACAGGUUUAAAAGUUCUUCGGACAUUGAAGGUGGAUUAAUGGAUAAUCCUAACAUAGAAACCAUGGUGUGCAAUCUGACGAACAUGGAAUUCAAGAUAUGUGCUAUCAAAAGAUGUUGCUUUGGCCAUGAUUUGAUUUCAAAUUAUGUGGAGAGUCUCGUAACAGUUAGCAACAUCCACGUGGAAAAGCCGCCGCUUGAUCCCCCAAGACACAAGAGUAAAUUUAAGCAAGGGGCGAAAAAUGAUGGGCCAAUGACAGCUCUAUUUAUAGUUGAUCUUAUUACCAAUGAAAUUAAGAUGCUUCCUGAUAAGAGAUGGUUCCGAGUUGAUGUCAUUUUCUAUUAUAAUGAGAGCCUUGCACCAGUGGACAACAGUCACUUUCAAGAGCCUUGA
This is a messenger RNA of Neltuma alba, 1326 nucleotides long. RefSeq names its product F-box/kelch-repeat protein At3g23880-like. The coding region runs from base 1 to 1326 and encodes 441 amino acids. The record is from RefSeq and is a predicted model, not a curated record. Gene Ontology annotation, molecular function: protein binding. Lineage: Eukaryota; Viridiplantae; Streptophyta; Magnoliopsida; Fabales; Fabaceae. The transcript has 2 exons.